AUGUUCCUGCAGCGCUCUGCCGUGGCCGUCGCGCGCCGCGCCGCCGUGUCCGCCCCGGCCCUCCGUCGCAGCAUCGCCACCACCGCCGUACGCCGCAACGCCGUUCCCGACCAGCCCAAGAUCAAGACUCUCAGCGAGAUCAAGUCGGAUGAGGACCUUAUCGGCCCCGGCGCCCGCGUCGGCACCGUCCCCACCGACAUCGAGCAGGCCACCGGUCUCGAGCGUCUCGAAAUCCUCGGAAAGAUGGAGGGCGUCGACAUCUUCGACAUGCGCCCGCUGGACGCCUCGCGCCUCGGCACACUCCAGAACCCCGUCAUGGUCCGCUCCGCUGGCGAGGAGCAGUACGCCGGUUGCACCGGUGUCCCGGCCGACUCCCAUAACGUCAUCUGGCUGACGAUGACCCGCGAGCGCCCCGUCGAGCGGUGCCCCGAGUGCGGCAGCGUCUACAAGAUGGAGUACGUUGGCCCCGAGGACGAUCAUCACCACUACCACAACCCCUACGGCCUCGAGGAGCCCAAGACCUUCGCCAACUACGUCAAGCCCGAGUACUGGUAA
Chaetomium globosum CBS 148.51 is the source of this 555-nucleotide messenger RNA. RefSeq lists its product as uncharacterized. Gene Ontology annotation, cellular component: mitochondrial envelope. Bases 1 to 555 code for a protein of 184 amino acids. Gene Ontology annotation, biological process: mitochondrial electron transport, cytochrome c to oxygen. NCBI's taxonomy places the organism in Eukaryota, Fungi, Ascomycota, Sordariomycetes, Sordariales, Chaetomiaceae. The transcript has 5 exons. The record is from RefSeq and is a predicted model, not a curated record.